AAACGACAGGACCUAAACUCAAGAUCUGGAAUCUCCACUCCCAAAGACUGCAGACAAGGAAAAGUCGGGGUGACAGAUAACUUCGUGGAAAUCUUGGGAUAAUGGGCUGCUCGUCUCUCACUUCUGCUCAAGUCUCAAGCCCCUCUUAACUUCUCUCUGCGUGAUCUGCAUCAUACAGCAGACUGCCGCAGAUCCGGUGCACACCUAGGUGUGUCCUCUCGGAACCCGACACUCAUCCGCCAACUCAUUCCACAUUCGUUAUUUUCUCAACUAUUCUGGUUAGGCGUCUCAACUCUGAGCCCUGAUCUCGACAGAGUCAUGGCAGACCCUACCGGUUUUGGCCAUGUUCACCCCCUCAAACUCUUCGAUGUGGCCAAAAAGGAAAGGAGAUUUCUCUACACGUCGGCGCCGAUGGUGAGAUAUAGCAAGCUCGCCUUCCGCCACACAGUCUUUGCAUAUGGCACCGACCUCUGCUGGACGCCCAUGAUCCUGGCCAAAGAGUUCAACCGAAACAAGUUCGCCCGAGACAGCGACUUCACCGUGUCCACCGAGGGCCCCCAGCCCCCGACCAUUGUGCAGUUCGGUGCCAACUCGCCGCUCGAGCUGGCACGGGCGUCGUCGCUGGUCGCACCCUUUAGCAGCGGCGUCGACCUGAACUGCGGCUGUCCGCAGUCGUGGGCGUGCGCCGAGACUAUGGGCGCUGCCCUGAUGGAGCGGCGCGAGCUGGUCCGCAACAUGGUCGUCGAGACGCGCGAGCACCUGCGUCGCGACGGCUGGGCCGUCGGCAAGGACAAGGACAUGGACAGCCCUAGGGGGAGGAGCGUCAGCGUCAAGAUCCGAGUGCACAAGGACCUGCGCAAGACGAUGGAUUUCAUCACGACGGUGCUCGGCCCCGAGCACGACCGCCACGUCGACUUCCUAACGAUCCACCCGCGGACACGGUCGACGCCGUCCAGCACGCCCAUCAACGUAGAGGCACUGUCGCUGCUGACAUCAACAUUCGGCGACCGCGUGCCGAUCCUCGUGUCGGGGGACGUGUUUGCGCUCAGCGCGCUGCCGUUCGCGUCGCCCUAUUCCACCUUUACCAGUUCCGCCACCACUGACACAACAACGACACCAUUGCUCAACGUGCCCAAGCUCGCGGGAUUAAUGUCUGCGCGCGCCCUGCUGGCCAACCCGGCGCUGUACGCGGGCCACGACGCGUGCCCGUGGUCGGCGGUCGAGGCGUUCAUGCGGUACGCGGCGCGGUGCCCGCUACCCCUAAAACUGGUGCAGCACCACGUCGGCGAGAUGUGCGGGCCGGGCAUGGGGCCCAACAAGCGGGCGCUGCUGGGGCGGGCGGGGCGCAGCGCCAUGCUGGCGUGCGCUAACAUGGUGGACCUAGUUGAUUUCCUCGACGAGAAGCGGAAGGCGGCGGCCAUCAGGGAGGCCGACGGCGGUGCUGGUGCUACUGCUGUUGUUCAGGGGCUGGGGAGGCGAGACGAGCCAGGCCAUGUUUCUAGGAUAGGUAGCCUAGUCAGGUAGCCGGGCAAUAGACUACAUGCUCAAGACA
Messenger RNA from Lasiosphaeria miniovina, 1552 nucleotides. Its product is annotated as dihydrouridine synthase. Lineage: Eukaryota; Fungi; Ascomycota; Sordariomycetes; Sordariales; Lasiosphaeriaceae. The coding region runs from base 319 to 1524 and encodes 401 amino acids. The transcript has 5 exons. Gene Ontology annotation, molecular function: tRNA dihydrouridine synthase activity; flavin adenine dinucleotide binding. The record is from RefSeq and is a predicted model, not a curated record. Gene Ontology annotation, biological process: tRNA processing.